AUCCACAUGAAGAGUUUGCCCAGUAUUUCCUCACCGAAGAUCAGCGGCAGAAUCACAUUCUGAUUGGCUCGGUGCCACAUGACGGUAUCAAGUAUGUUCGCAUUCAUUUCCUCUUGGAUCUCAUCCACGUGGCCAAUGCCUACGAAGUCGACUGUGAUAGCGCAACAUGGACCUGCUUUAACGAGUCGGCGCUUGAUGCCUUUGGCCAGGUCGUCACUGCCUUGGCCAAGCGGUACAUUGGGCGCUACGGUCUUCAAGAGGAACCAGAAGGAGAGUGCAAAGAAGAGCUCCAAGCCAACAUCCAAUGCAACCUAGCUGCUUUUAUCAACUAUUGGGAUGUAAUUGAGCACGCCUUGCAUCAAGUUGAUGGCCAGCUGAUCUUUGGGGGUCCAGCUUCGGAUGGCGACAAGAGCUUCUUUGUUGCCAUCGUUGAGCACUGCCUCACAGGCACUCACUAUGUCACCGGCGCAGCUGGCUGUGGGAACAUUACUUACUUCAACUUUCAUCAAAAAGGUCUCCUUGUGCUUCAUCGCCUCAUCACCGAAGCCCCAUCGCUUGGCAACAGCAACAGCUUGGGCAUCAUCGAGCAGGAGAAGCCUUUAGCCACUUGGCUCUAUCAGCAGACACGGCAUACCGCGUACGCUGAUACGGCCUUUGGCAACGAUGAAGCUGAUCCGCUUGUAACCUGGAGUCGCAUUGAGCCUUGGCGGGCAGAUGCUCGCUACCCCGCAAUGAUUGUCAAGACCAUAAAGCAACACAUGGUCGAUCUCAUCUACAAUUCUUCGCUGCCCGGAUUUCGCUACGACCUUCUAUCCAAUGACAAUGGUUUUCUAAAUUAUCCAGACAACGGACCGCAUGCCUUUACGCAACGCACGCUCGUUUCACGCUUUGAUUACAAUGCCACCCAGUCCAUUGCCAGCUUUCGCAAGCUCAGUCUCAACGUGAUGGCGCUCCUGUCCCUACUCGGUGAUCGGGUUACCUUGGCCACCACCGGCACGGCGUCUCCGGACACGGAUAUCAUUGGCACUAUCGCCACCGUGCGUGGGGACGCUGCCUCACGAGAAGUGGCCGUGCUUCUGUAUGCCUCCAAUGACGCAGCCAAUGAUACCAUCGACUUCACGGUUCUGCUCAAUGCAAGCCAUUGGCCCAGCUUCUCAGACGGCGCUGUUGCUGUGGCUUUUGCGCUGGAUGAUGCACAUGGCAGUGCAUUCGCAGCGUGGCAAGCACAGGGCGCGCCGACAUUUCCCUCUGUAGCUGAGCGCGAGGCCAUGCGUCAGGCAGCAGAAAUUCCUCUUGUGGCAGGAUUUCCCCAACCCGUGAGUGAGCCAGAAUGGCGGUUCAAUAUACCAGCCCCGGGGCUUGUGCUGUUGCACGUGUGUGAGCAGCGGGCAGCCCCAGCUGCUCUAGCGGCCCCGCGACUUCACGUUACAACCACGCGAUCACCACCCGAGGUAUACAUUCUUUGGAAUGACGCCCCAGAUCGCUGUCUUCUGACGUACGAGGUGAUGUACAGCGCAACGUCCAGAAGUGACGCGAUUCGCGUCAACCCUGUGGCGACUCGCUUCACAGCAUACCUGCAUGUGCAGAACGGAACAUUGGCACAGGGGUGUUACAGCGUCACAGUCACUGACUAUUGGGGGCAAUCAUCACCGCCCAGCCCCGUCACGUGCUUGUGA
Molecule: messenger RNA, 1676 nt
Organism: Monosiga brevicollis MX1
Lineage: Eukaryota; Choanoflagellata; Craspedida; Salpingoecidae
Exons: 8
Biological process (GO): carbohydrate metabolic process
Molecular function (GO): hydrolase activity, hydrolyzing O-glycosyl compounds
Source: RefSeq, a predicted model, not a curated record